AUGUUUUCUUCUCCAUCAUCAUUAAAAGAAGAUGAAUCAUUUUCUUCUCAUCAAAGAUAUUAUUUUGGUCCAAGUCGUCUUUUAACAAAACGAAUUCAUAUUAAAUCUAAUAAUGGAACAUUAGAUUUUACAAUAACUGGUGGAAAUGAUCAUCAACCUAUUCAAGUUACUUCUGUUGUUUGGGCUUCACAAGCUUAUUUACAAGGAAUGAGACCUGGAGAUCAAAUUAUUUCUAUUAAUGGAAUUUCAUUUCAACAAAAUAUUAAUUAUGCACAAGCUCUUCAAAUAUUACAUUCUGCAAGUGAACUUGAUAUAAUAAUUCGAACACUUCGUGUAAAUGCUGUUGAUGCAACAUUAUAUGAUUGGUAUGAUCCAAUGCAACAGUGUUCAACAUCUCCACCACCUGGAAAUUAUCUAUCAAUAGAUGCUCAAUUACCUUAUUUUGAAAGAACAGUAACAGUUUUAGUUGAAAAAGGUAAACGUCUUGGUUUAGUAAUACGUGGUGGUGCUGAAUAUGGUCUUGGAAUAUUUAUAUCAGGUGUUGAUAAAGGUUCUCUUAGUGAUCAAGCUGGUCUUUGUAUUGGUGAUCAAAUAUUAUCUGUUAAUGGAAUUGAUUUUCUUCAUAUAACACAUUCUGAUGCUGUUCAAUUAUUAAGAAAUAUUGAUAAAAUGUCAUUUCAUUUAAGACAAAUAAAUAAAUUACCUAAACCAAAAGAUAAUAUUCAAAAAAUAAAUUCAAUAUCAACUCGAACAAGUCCUCGAAUAUUUCAAAAAAAAUUAGAUAAAAAUAAAUCUCAAUAUAAUGUUUCAUCAUCAUUAUCAAAUUAUUUAAUUAAUUCAAAAACAAAUUUUUUUCAAUUAAUUAUUGAUAAAGAUGAUCAAUUUAAAAUAAAACAUCUUAUUUAUCAAUAUGAACAAAAUCAAAUUCAUAUUGAUCAAUUAAUUAAACCUUUAUUAGAAAUUUUAAAUAAACAAUAUCAACAAUAUAGAAAUGAAAUAAUUGAAUCAAUUAGAAGAUUUAUUCGUCCAAAUGAUCUUGAUCGUUUUGAUAUUAAUAUAAUAAAAGAUGAUUUAAAUACUUUAAAGUUAUCUCAUGAACGUCUUGUUCGAAGUUCUUUAUCACCAACACGAAUGUCACUUCAACCACCAAUUAAUAAUAUGUCGAAAUCAGUUGAAAAUUUAUCAAUUGAAAAAGAUCAAGGUUUAAUUCGUCCAAAAUCUUUAUUAUUGAAUGAACAAAUAAAAAAAUCAUUUGAUGAAUAUUCUCCAAAAAUUCAAAGAAAAUUUUCAACUGAAAAUAAAAAUAGUUCAAUGAAUAAUUUAUCUGAACAUAGAAAUUCAUUAAGAAAAACAAAAAGUCUUCAUAAUGUUGAUAAACAAGAACAAUAUUUAUCAUUGAAUAAAUCUCGAUCUAAUUUAACUAUUGAACAAAUGAAUAUUAUUGAAAAUUUUCUCAAAGAUUAUUCAUCACCUUAUCCAUUAACAAUUCAUAAAGUUCGUUCAACAUUAGGUGUGGCUAUUGAAGGUGGUUUUCAAGAUAGAAUUCCAUUACCAAGAAUUGUUUAUAUGCAGCCUGAUGGUUGUGCAUAUGUAUCAAGUGGUCUUCGUGUUGGUCAUGUUAUUGUUGGUUUAAAUGGAUAUUCAAUGAAAGGUUUAUCACAUCGAGAAGCUGCUUUAUUUAUAGCAUCAUCAUUUAAAGAUAAAAAUACAUCACGAAUGGAUUUAUUAGUUGUUGAACCAUUAAUCGAUGAACAAUAA
Molecule: messenger RNA, 1758 nt
Organism: Rotaria sordida
Lineage: Eukaryota; Metazoa; Rotifera; Eurotatoria; Philodinida; Philodinidae
Source: the annotation of a GenBank genome assembly